Molecule: messenger RNA, 6833 nt
Organism: Xiphophorus hellerii (green swordtail)
Lineage: Eukaryota; Metazoa; Chordata; Actinopteri; Cyprinodontiformes; Poeciliidae
Gene: ambra1b
Product: autophagy/beclin-1 regulator 1b
Exons: 18
Coding region: 369-4385 (1338 amino acids)
Biological process (GO): autophagosome assembly; mitophagy
Cellular component (GO): Cul4-RING E3 ubiquitin ligase complex; intracellular membrane-bounded organelle
Molecular function (GO): protein binding; ubiquitin-like ligase-substrate adaptor activity
Source: RefSeq, a predicted model, not a curated record
AUUACUCGGCGAUCUGCGAGCCAACCUGCGGAGUUAGCCUGGUUAGCCGUUAGCUGGAUGCGCAGCAGCAGAGUGCCGUCUGGCAGCUAUUUAACCAUCGGACCGAUGUCUCAAAAAUCAACCUGGAUUUGUUUUACCUCGUUGGAGACGAACGUUGGCCGCUAAUCUUAACGGAGCCUGCCCAGCAGAGUGACCCGGAGACGCGGAUGUUUCUGUCUGACGGUUUAUUGUUCAGCGGCUAACCGAAGCUAGCCUGUUAGCAGCUAACCCGUUAGCAGCGGCUGUGAAGCCUGACCUCUGCAUGGCGACAACAGACUGACGGCAACAGGAGAGAGCAGCCAAUCAGCUGAGCCCCGCCCCGUAGCAACAUGGCGUCCCGUCAGAGGAACUCGGUCCGGAUCCUGUCGAGCCGGGAGCGGGGAUCCCAGACAUUCGGCUCGCAGCGGCUCCUGCAGCUGCUGGUGGAGGAGAAGGUCCGCUGGAUGAAAUGGCAGAGUCAGAAAGUGGAGCUUCCAGACAGCCCUCGAUCAACGUUCCUGCUGGCCUUCAGCCCGGACAGGUCUUUAAUGGCCUCCACACACGUCAACCAUAACAUCUACAUAACGGAGGUGAAGACUGGAAAGUGCCUCCAUUCCUUAGUGGGCCAUCGAAGAACCCCCUGGUGUGUGACCUUUCACCCCACUAUUGCUGGCUUGGUGGCCUCCGGGUGCCUUGAUGGGGAAGUCCGCAUUUGGGACCUGCAUGGCGGCAGUGAGAGCUGGUUUACGGAGAGCAACGUGGCCAUCGCCUCUCUGGCCUUCCACCCGACCGCCCAGCUCCUCCUCAUCGCCACCAACAAUGAGCUUCACUUCUGGGACUGGAGCCGCCCGGAGCCCUUCGCCGUGGUCAAGACGGGCAGCGACACAGAACGAGUGAGGUUGGUGAGAUUUGAUCCUCUGGGUCACAACCUGCUCACGGCGAUUGUGAAUCCGUCCAAUCAGCAGAAUGAGGAAGACUCUGAGGUCCCGAUGGACAGCGUGGAGAUGCCUCACUUCCGCCAGCGCUCCUUCCUGCCAUCCCAGCCGGUUCGCCGGACGCCAAUCCUCCACAACUUCCUGCACAUCUUGUCGUCUUCUCGCUCCCCGGGACCCAACGUCGGAGCCGAGCAGCAGCCGCCGCCUCCUCCGCCUCCGCGGUCCAUAAGCGGCAGCGGAGUCAGCGAAUCGCCCGGCGGUCCCAGUGGCCCCUCGCUCCCCGGCUGCACCCAGCACCUGGGCAUGGUGUGCGUCUGCACCCGCUGCUCCGUCAGCCGGAAGCGCUGCCUGCCCACCGGCGCCUCCACAUCGACACCGUCGGUUUCCACGGAGACGCCAACGCUCUCCACGGCCUCCACCUUCUCUUCGGCCCGCACAGAGCCGCGGCAGCCCUCGGAGCGGCCCUCCGCCUUCACCUCCGUCUAUUACAGCGCCGGCGCCUCCCUGAACCCCAUCAUGCCGAACAUCAUGGAGCCGCUGGGAUCAGCGCGGCCCGGCCCGGACUGGACCCGCAGCCUGCUCAACAUGCGGGACAGCGCGGCAGGCCCCGCCAUGCUUCCUCCCAGGACCUCCUCCUCUUCCUCCGUCAGCCUGCUGUCGGUGCUCCGCCAGCAGGAUGGCUCGUCCCAGUCACCGCUCUACACCUCCGCCUCCGAGGGGCGGGGCUUUGCCCAGCAGGGGGAGCCGGGGAGCCGGGACGGCGCCGGGACGAGCAGUGGCCACCACCCGUUCUGGGAUGGCGGCCGCGGCUCCUCGGCCUCCUUCCGGAACGUUCUGCAGUGCAACCUGAGCCGCUACUUCCUGGAGUUCGACCGCAUUGACAUCGACUCGUCGCUGGGCGGCAGCAUCGCCGAUGGCAACCAGGAGCCGAGCCAAGAGCUGCUGAACAACAACAUGGAUCCGGACAGGCCGGCCCAGUCCUCCUCUUCCUCGCCAACCAUCAUCCACUACCAGCCGCCAGCACCACCGCCCGCCUCCCACAGCCUGGAGAACAACGUGCCACCGCCACCGCCGACCUCCAGGGGUCACCACCUGAACCGCUGCCGGGCCUGCCACAACCUACUCACCUUCAACCAGGACUCCCAGCGCUGGGAGCGCACGCACCAGACUUCCUCCACCACCUCCUCCUCUUCCUCGCUGGAUCCUCCCUCCUCUUCCUCCUCCUUCCCCUCGCCUGCCGCCGCCUGGCAGCCGGAGGAGAGCAGGAGGACGCUGGAGACCCAGGAGAGGGAGAGGAGGGCGGCGCCAGAGACCAGCGAGCAGCCACCUCUUCCUCCAGGUGGAGGAGGAGCGGUGGCGUUUCCGCUGGCGCCGCCACCCAGUCAGACCACCGAACAGACAGUGGGCCUGGUCUACAACCAGGACACGGCGCAGUGGGAGAGGGUGUACCGGCAGGCCACCACCAGCCGGGCCGUUGAGCCGCCAGAGGCCUUAAGCCAAGAAAUGCCUGUUGACCCGCCGGAUGAGGAUUCCCUGAGGAGGCUUUCUCCUGCAGCCUACUAUGCUCAGAGGAUGAUCCAGUAUCUGUCCAGGAGGGACAGCAUCCGCCAGCGUUCCCUUCGGUACCAGCAGAACCACCGCAUGCGGACCAUGUCCACGUCCUCCGACAGCCCCACCCCCAACCCGUCCAGCGCCAUGGACAACAGCGACGUCGACUUCGAGGAGCUGGAUGAUAAUGGAGACCGAGCGAGACACCGGACACCACGGAAUGCCAGGAUGUCUGCUCCGUCGCUGGGGCGAUUUGUCCCGCGCCGCUUCCUCCUGCCGGAGUACCUGCCGUACGCCGGGAUCUUCCAUGAACGAGGACAGCCGGGUCUGGCUACACACUCGUCUGUCAACAGAGUUCUCGCUGGAGCCUCUAUUGGCGAAGGUCAGUCGGCGGUCGCCAGCAACAUCGCCAACACGACGUACCGCCUGCAGUGGUGGGACUUCACCAAGUUUGACCUCCCAGAGAUCAGUAACGCCUCGGUCAACGUUCUGGUGCCAAACUGUAAAAUCUACAAUGACGCCAGCUGCGACAUUUCCGCAGACGGUCAGCUGCUGGCGGUUUUCAUUCCCAGCAGUCAGCGGGGUUUUCCUGACGAGGGCAUUUUGGCCAUCUACUCUCUGGCGCCACACAACCUGGGAGAAAUGCUCUACACCAAGAGAUUUGGUCCCAACGCCAUCUCCGUCAGCCUGUCCCCUAUGGGAUGCUACGUCAUGGUGGGCCUGGCGUCCCGCAGAAUCCUGCUGCAUCCCUCCACCGACCACAUGGUGGCGCAGGUGUUCCGCCUGCAGCAGCCGCACGGUGGAGAGACAUCCAUGAGGAUGGUCUUUAACGUGGUUUACCCCAUGGCUCCGGACCAGAGACGCCACGUCAGCAUCAACUCGGCCCGGUGGCUGCCGGACCCGGCCAUGGGUCUGGCCUACGGCACCAACAAGGGAGACCUCGUGAUCUGCCGGCCCGUGUUCUACAGAAGCGACGGUGAGAGUCCUGCAGAGCCCAGCAGCGAACCGCUGUUCUCCGUCAACAACAGCGGAACCGGCCGGACCCGAGGUUUUGACAGACCAGGACCAAACCGCUCCGGCUGGAGGCUCGACAGAGACAUGGGGCUGAUGAACGCUAUCGGUCUGCAGCCCAGAAACCCCGCCCCCUCAGUGACAUCACAGGGAACGCAGACGCCGAUCGUCCAGCUGCAGAACGCCGAGACGCAGACGGAGAGAGAGCUGUCGGAGCCCGGCGCGUCCCAGCAGCCCCCCAGCGCUGAAGCUCCAUCUACGAGUCGAGCCGCUCAGGUUCCUCCAGAGACGGCCGAGAGCAGCGCCGUCCAAGAUGGAGUCCGGACUGAAGCGUCCGCCGAGUCGGGCGGUCCGGCAGCCGGUCCGGCCGAGUCCGCCGAGUUUGGUUCCGGAGAGGACGCCCUGGCUCGGAUCCGGCGGCUGAUCGCGGAGGGCGGCAUGACAGCGGUGGUGCAGCGGGAGCAGAGCACCACCAUGGCGUCCAUGGGCGGCUUUGGCAACAAUAUUAUUGUCAGCCACCGCAUCCACCGGGGCUCCCAGACGGGCCCAGGGGCCUCCAGGGCCCCCGCCGACCCACCCCUCCUCGUCCCCCAGCCCUUCCCGCUCCGCCCCCUACCGGCCGCCGACCGCCUCUCCCCCAUGUGGGGCCCCCAGGUGCUCCGAGGCCCCGCACCAUCAGGGCUCUCCGUAGCAGUGGACAUGGACGACGUCUUCGACGGCGGACGGAACGACGAUGACGACUCGCUGCCUGGACCUUCUGCCUCCUCCCUGCUGCUGUCCUCCCCUUCUUCCUCCUCCUCAUCCUCUCACAGCCCGUUGUCCGGCAACGGAGGCAGGCCCAACAGUUACCCCGGCGACCCGUACAGCAGGUAGUGCUCUGAUUGGCCGAGAGGAGCAGGUCCGGAGUGCUGCUCAAAGCCUUAACUCUCACAGAAACAGGUGCUGCUUUGACACUGAAGGCCCCUUCCUCACCCUGCCUCACUCCUCUUCCUCACUCGUCAUUAGUUUCCCACCGCACUUUUCAACCCAGGCUGAAGCUGAGCUGAACUGCUGUCAUUCCUCCUCGACUUCUCCGCUUCGAAGUGCCAUCUCUGAGGGGGUGAUGAAGAGGAGGAGGAAGAGGAGGCCGCUCACCUUCCUCACAGAUUGUCCGCAGCGCGCCGCGUUCGGCGCCGUGUGAUGUAGAGGCUUAAAGCAGAGACUGAAGUGUUCAGCACCGAGUUUUUGUUAUGUGAGACUCUUUGGUUUUUGGUUUGGGGGACGCCGUCCUGUGAGAGGACAGUGGGGGUCGGGAGGUGGGCGGGGUCAAAGGUUAUAGGUGGACAGUCCUGACUGCAGACUGAUUGGACAAGUGAGACUGAAUCUGCGGAUCAUGAAAAAAACCCCGUGUUUUUUGUUUUUAAAAGGAGAGCGACCGUUUUCCCACCGAUGGGGGAAACCACAGGACUGUUCAAGCCCCGCCCCCUAUCCUUCUUAAAACCCAGUUGCACUACGGUGUGUUUUGGUGCUACAUGAGCCUGAACAGAAGUGUGUGUGCGUGUGUGUGAUUUUAAUGAAUGACUUUUGAUUUCAUCCAUCAUGUCUGUUUGUUCACGGUUCUGUUCCAGAAUCCGGUCCGUCAUCUAGACCUCCAGGAGUUCUGGAAAACUUUGGAUCAGCGAAACCGAGUCAAAAUCUACGGCGGGAUAUCAAAGGCUAAUAAACAAAAUUUAAAUGAAAUUACAAGAAUAAAGUUGUAACAUUAUGAGAAUAAAGCUGUAGUGUAAUAACUUUAUUCUAGUAGGACCAGACUAGGUGGAAAAAAAGAGAAACUUCUUUACGCGAAAAGUCGCAGUAUUGUGAGAAAAAAGUUGUAAUAUUACUGAAAGUUGUAGAAGAAUAAAGCCGUAAUAUUACAAAAAUUAAGUCAGAAUAUUAUAAUGUACCAUGCGCACUACUAUAACUUAUUGUAAUAUUAAGGCUUAAUUCUCGCGCUACUACAGCUUUAUUUGUCGUAGUAGAGCGACUUUGGAGAACAGUCAUCAUAUUACAGUAGCUUAUUCUCGCAUUACGACUUUAUUCUCGCAUUACGACUUUAUUCUCGCAUUACGACUUUAUUCUCGCAUUACGACUUUAUUCUCGUGAUGCUUUGAAUUUAUUCUUGUAAUAUUACAAACUUUUUCUCACGUUCCAGGAUUAGUUUCAUAAUUUAAUUUUUUUCUUUUCUUAUCCUGGACCUGAUACUACGUCAUCAAUCUCAUCCAGAAUCCUAGCAGAACUUCAUCAGGAACAGAACAGCAGACCCGGUCCAGGAAGGUCUGUUUGAGGAGCAGAAAUGGACCAGAACUGCCUAACGGAUCCGGGUCGGAAACUCGACUUCUGUCUCCUUUUCCAAAAUGACUCCUAACAAAUCCUGUGUCUGCCAGAACCGGGUUCUGGUUCCGUACCGGGUUUGUUUUUGAGUCAGAACGUUCAAAGGCCCAAUCAGGUUUCUUUUUUCGCCCUUUGAACGCCGGCCAAUCAAAUCAUGGACUGACUUUGUUCCUGAUCAUGUGACUGAUCCAGUUGUUUCUGCAAAGCAGCGCUGAGUUCUCCUCUUCAGCAUCCGGUUCCGACCCAAUCAGAACUCUGCUGCAGGAAAUCUCUUCAUGAAGGCAUCUUCCAGCGGUUCUGAUGGACUCUGCACUUCAACAGGAUUACGACCAGAACUUCUCCUGAAUUGAUCCCACGGAGCCCACUGGUGUCGUCAGUGUGUUCAAACUCUGAACCUGGACUGGUGAAGUUCUGUUUCUGGUUCCGGUUUUAAUCGGAUCGGAGUACCAACCGAAGCUCUAAGCGUUUACCAGCUGAUCUGGAGUCAGAUUCAACAUAAGAAACUGGAGAAGUGCCCUCAAAGCAUCAUGGGAUUCGGAGUUCUGUUCGGUAAAAUUAAAGCAACUUGACUCCUCCAGACCUUCAUCUCCUCCUCCUCCUCUGCUGUCUGGAUCCAUGUGACGUUCGGUACCGAUCACCGUGGUAGUUACAUAUCUGUUACCAUGGCAACAGCAAAACCUCCUGAGCUGACUUGAUUGGUGAAUGCUUUAGACCCAGUUUCUCUGUGACGUGUGUGUGGUGUGUGUUCAGGUUGCGGAGGGAUGAGUGUAAACGCUGAACGGUACUGCUGUGUCAGGAUCCCACUGUGGAGUUCGGACGGCUCCGACCCGACUCUUUGACUUUUAGACGUGAUGUAAUUAAAGAGCUUUGAGAGUUUCUCUGUGAUGUGACGAAUGUUUGUGUCUUAUCCACACGAUUCAACACUAACAUAUUUCAUUCAUAAAAUACAAAAAUAAAUGAUAAAUAUGC